UCUCUCUCUCCCUCUCUCUCCUUCCUGGCUUGUUUGUUGUAACGGUGCAGGAUGAAAAUCAGAUGAACGUGGGCAAGGACCACCAUCGCCGCUGCUGCUGCCUCACAGCGAGCCCCCAUCACUCCCAGCCUGAUUGCCGGAGCUGCAUCCUGAGCUGAGCUGGUUGUGCAGCAGGAUAACGACGAGGAGGUGGCGGAGAGCUGCAAGGCUCAGUGGCAGCAAGGAAGAAAAAAAAAAAAAAAAAUCUGAGGUUGGGGGGGGGGAAAAGGAGGAGGGGCCGGCUGUGGUGAGCUAGUGGGCUUCCUCUGCCUCACAGACACAUUUUAUUGACUUGCUAAUUGGAUGAGGCUCUCGGAGGAGAGGAUGCAGUGACCAAGAGGAGCUGCUCUCCAGAGGAGGGAUACAGGCGAAAAAAAAGGAAGCCCUGCUUAGGGUCCCUAAAUCAGCCUACUUAAUCUCCUUUUUUUUUUUUACCCCCCCUUUUCUCUCCGGCAGACAUUACAACAGAUGUUUUUGAGCGUCUCUCACUGACCCUUACACCGGGCUUAUCAUUUUACGGAUGACAUUGUCGAACGGAGGCUCCUGUUGCCAGACGCUUCGUGACAAGUGAUCCAUUUCCAUUUUUUUCUCCCCUGCUCCUUUUUUCACCUGUUUUUUUUUUAAUCAUUAUCUCAGGCUCAUCUGCUGGAGCUAUUUUUAUCAGCCUUCUUUAAUAUGCCAUUUGAUAUGAGCAGUAAUCUGAUGGCUGGAUGAAUUCUUCAUCAGAUCAAAGCUUCAUGGGGAUGUGAACGGAUCUUCUUGAGGAAGAAGAAGAAGAAGGAAAAAAGAUGAAGUGUUUGCCAUGACUGAGGCGUACAGAUGCUGUGAGGUCAGAGAGCAGGCGCCACCGCGCUCAGGUCUGCCGUCCCAAUGAGCCAAGCCGGCAGCACGCAGAAACGCACCACCUACCUCAUCUCCCUCACUCUGGUGAAGGUUGAGGCCGUGCCAGAGGAUGCUGCAGAGAGCCAGACGGAGGGCCUUCCAGAGGGGGAAGGGAGCCCUAGGAAGAAGAAGAAGGAGGAGGAGGUAGAGGUGGAGGCAGAGGAGAACGAGAAGGAGGCUGUGAAAGAUGUCCCUGACAGAGAUGGACCUUUGUCUGCGGAAGUGGAGCAAAAACAAAAGGCACAGGUGGAGGAGGAAGUGGAACAGGUGCACGAAAGGCACGGCGGCGCGAACGAAAGCAGGGAGAAGGCUGAGAGGAGAGACGUGCAUGCACCCCAGAGAGACGCCGUACCCGUUGGCAAGAGCAAAGAUGCAUCUUUUGCACAACCACCUGUCAGGCAAAUGGUCAAGGUGUACGGAGGAACUACGUCUGAGGGCGUGCGCAGGGAGGGACCCCGUUCGGAUGCCUUACGCCCCAAGACGGAGCUCUACAGGGAGCCUCCCAUGAUGUUCCUGAAGGGCGAGAACGGAGCGGACCUGAACAGCCGCUCACGUUGCAGCCUCCCGUUCACCGUCCCAUCGCAGAUCAGCCAGCCUCCUCCUCCGGUUGUGAUGAGGUCUCAUGCAGGAGGUAACGCUGCUUACGCCAGGGAGCUGAGAGAGACCAGCACGAGCCUGUAUCAUCCAGCCAAAACUCUGGAUCGAAGGGAUAAUCGCAGCGGGGACCAGUCUCCCCUAGUGGCAGCUACGACUCUGGGGCCUUACAGGGCGUCCUGGGCGGACAGUGACGGCAGAGGCACGCUCAUCCGACCCGGAGCACCCAUCAGCGGGGGGUUUUCGGGCGUGAUGGCCCGAGAGAGCCCGAAGGGGGAGCGGUACAAGGCCGUUUCUGUCUCUUUACCUGCCCCCCCUGCCCCCGAUGUGUGCAGGCCCCCAAGGAAAGGAACAAGUUGUACCCUAGACAACAGCGACUUGCACUCUUACUGUGAGGACCCGAGGAAGGUAAAAGAGUGCCAAGGAGGAACAAUCCAGCGGGCCCCUCCGCCUCGCGAUCGCAAGAUGCUCAAGUUCAUUAGUGGGAUUUUUACCAAAAGUACAACUGGCCCACCAGGCGCCAACACCACACCUCCUCUCUAUCCAGCUGGGGAUAGGGGUUCGAGUGAGGAGGAAGUUGUGUGCACCAGCAGUCAAGAAUGGCCCAUGAGUCAAACCGUUCAAGAGCUUCAUCUGGGUGUGUUGGGGGGACUGUGCAGUGGCAAGUCCGCCCUCGUCCAUAGACACUUGACAGGAAGUUAUCAGCCGGAGGAGAACGCAGAGGGUCGGCAGUUCGUUAAGGACGUGCUGGUGGACGGACAGAGCCACCUGCUGAUAAUCAGAGAAGAGACCGAGCUCCCAGGGCCUCAGUUUGCCAGCUGGGUGGAUGCAGUCAUUUUGGUCUUCAGUUUGGAGAACGACGCCAGCUUUCAGGAAGUUUACAAAUUCUACCACCAGCUUUCUCUGCAUCGGCCCAUCACUGAGAUACCCUUUGUAGUCGUUGGUACUCAGGAUAAGAUCAGCAGCACAAACCCCAGAGUGGUCGACGACGCCAAGGCCCGACAGCUGUGUUCAGACGUGCGGCGCUGCACUUACUAUGAAACCUGCGCCACUUACGGCCUCAAUGUGAACAGAGUCUUCAACGAUGCUGCUCAGAAGAUCAUGGCAGCCAAGAAACAAGCCGCUUUGCUGGCUUCCUGUAAAUCUCUUCCCAAUUCUCCCAGUCACUCCGGAGGCUCCACUCCAGUGUCCGGUGUCUUUCCAGGACAGGCCAGUAACGGAGGUCAGAGCAGCGAUUACUCCUCAUCCCUUCCCUCCACUCCUGUGAUCAGCCAUAAGGAGAUUGCCAGGACGCUGCGAGGGGAGAAAGGGGACAGCGGUGUGCCUGGGUCCGUCCGCAGCGUCCGCAAGCGCACUCCGAGAUUUGUGGGCCGGAGAGGCAGCGACUCAAACAGGCGGAGCGCAGACUUUAAGGGCGACUUCGGCAGCGGGCGAUUCAUCCCCAUCAAACAGGGCAUAUUGCUGAAGCGUAGUGGGAGCUCGCUCAACAAAGAGUGGAAAAAGAAAUAUGUCACUCUGUCCAAUGACGGCAUUCUCUCCUACCACUCCAGUGUCAACGAGUACAUGCUGAACGCUCCAGGGAAAGAGAUGGACCUGCUCCGAGUGACCGUCAAGGUGCCCGGAAAGCGACCCCCUCGCGCCGUGCCCGCCUGCGGCCCCCCCGCUGGGCUUAAUGGCCGCGUUAAAGAUGCGCUGGGACCUGAGGUCGGUACGAGUGGCCUCCUGCAAAUGGAGGAGGUGGAAGGUCUGGGAGGUGCUCUGUUUCUGAGGAGUAACGUCGGCGUUCAGCGCUGCCCCUCCACGCUGUCUAACCAUGGCCAAGGCGUCGACUCUGCAGUCGAGGGGGUCUCCAGCUCUUCCUCCACCAAAGACGUCGGCUCGGCCUCCCCGCUGACCGACAGGAAGAAGCAUCGCAGGAAGAAGAGCAUGAAUCAGAAAGGGGACGCAGCCGUGGGCCAGGCAGACGCUAAACGAAAAAUGUGGAAACUCAAAAGUUUUGGGAGCUCAAGAAACGUAAGCAAGACAGAUGAGGACAACUUUGACUUCCUGGUUGUGUCGAGCACCGGCCAGACGUGGCACUUUGAAGCCCAGAGCGUGGAGGAGAGGGACUCCUGGGUCCAAGCCAUCGAGAGCCAGAUUCUGGCCAGCCUGCAGCUGUGUGAGAGCAGCAAAAACAAGGAUCGCAAGAACAGCCAAAGUGAAGCUGUGGCGCUGCAGGCGAUCCGCAACGCAAAAGGGAACAACUUCUGCGUCGACUGUGAUGCACCGAAUCCGACGUGGGCCAGCCUGAACCUGGGCGCUCUCAUCUGCAUCGAGUGUUCUGGGAUUCACCGGAACCUGGGGACCCACGUGUCCCGGGUCCGCUCGCUGGCCCUCGACGACCUGCCCAGAGAGCUCACACUGGUCCUCAGCGCCAUCGGCAACCACAUGGUCAACAGCAUAUGGGAGGCUCGCACAAUGGGCCACAGGAAACCAGCACCUGAUGCUACACGAGAGGAGCGGGAGUCAUGGAUCAGAGCCAAAUACGAGCAGAAACUGUUUGUGGCCCCGUUGCCUCCUCCCACGCCCAGCGAGGGCCCAGACAUCAGCAUGUCGGGCCGUCUUCUGUUGGCAGUGAUGGAGCGCAAUCUGCCCAAGCUGCUGCUCCUGUUGGCCCACUGCACUAAGGAGGACAUCAACGCCCCUCCCUUCCUGUCGCUCCCUGCCAGGUCGCUGCUCGCGCUCCGCCUGCCCGGCUCUGCCCUGCACGCUGCCUGUCAGCAGGCUGAUGUGGUCAUGACGCAGCUUCUAGUCUGGUACGGCUGUGACGUCCGGCACCGGGACGCUCAGGGUCAGACAGCGCUGGCUCUGGCUCAGGGCGCCGGAGGCCAGGAGUGCGUCGACAUCCUGCUGCAGCACGGCUGCCCCAACGAGUCGUCCCCGGCCCUCAGCGCCACCGUCGGCUUCGCCUCGGCCGUGACCUCCAGCUUCCCCUCCGCCAUGACGCCGAGCCUGACGGUCGCCACCACCAUCAGAAUCACGCAGAAGAGCGGCAGCGCCAACCUGGGCUACAGCACUUCCAGGAGAGCCGUGCUAUAACUGCGCCGCGGGUCGUUUUUUUUUUU
This is a messenger RNA of Fundulus heteroclitus (mummichog), 4619 nucleotides long. Its product is annotated as arf-GAP with GTPase, ANK repeat and PH domain-containing protein 1. The record is from RefSeq and is a predicted model, not a curated record. Gene Ontology annotation, cellular component: nucleus. Lineage: Eukaryota; Metazoa; Chordata; Actinopteri; Cyprinodontiformes; Fundulidae. Gene Ontology annotation, molecular function: GTP binding; GTPase activator activity; GTPase activity.